Loxodonta africana (African savanna elephant) is the source of this 752-nucleotide messenger RNA. It is a transcript of the gene SF3B5, whose product is annotated as splicing factor 3b subunit 5. NCBI's taxonomy places the organism in Eukaryota, Metazoa, Chordata, Mammalia, Proboscidea, Elephantidae. The coding region runs from base 137 to 397 and encodes 86 amino acids. The record is from RefSeq and is a predicted model, not a curated record. The transcript has a single exon. Gene Ontology annotation, cellular component: U2 snRNP; precatalytic spliceosome. Gene Ontology annotation, biological process: mRNA splicing, via spliceosome.
CGCGGCUUCGUCGCUCUGACGCCAUCAUCUUGCGACUGCGCGGGUCCGGAGAUUUCCGUCUAUCAGGCCUGACACCCCAGAGCAGCUACCUCUGUUUUGUGGCCUCCGACCCGGGAUCAAAAGGGAACACGGCGAGAUGACGGACCGCUACACCAUCCACAGCCAGCUGGAGCAUCUGCAGUCCAAGUACAUUGGCACCGGCCACGCCGACACCACCAAGUGGGAGUGGUUGGUGAACCAGCACCGGGACUCGUACUGCUCCUACAUGGGCCACUUCGACCUUCUCAACUACUUCGCCAUUGCGGAGAAUGAGAGCAAGGCACGAGUCCGCUUCAACUUGAUGGAGAAGAUGCUGCAGCCUUGCGGGCCGCCAGCGGACAAGCCCGAGGAGAACUGAGACGCCGCAUUAACACCGCUGUGCGGGAACAUCUCCCAGCGUUCCUCGUUUUUCCCGUCGUUCCAGCGCAUUCCUGCCCCAAGAAGACCGAUUUUCCAUGACUCCGGCUGCUCGCGCUUUCCUCGAACAAACAUGGUUACCCAGGGUCGUCCUGCCUGACCUGCCUUCCUGCUUACCCUUCGGAACACAGCAGUGGGAGACAAUCAGGACUUCUGAGAACUGGGAUCGUGGAAAGAUCCUAGAGCCGGCAAGCGUUAGGGGAGGCGGUACUGGAGCGAGACGGGAUUUGAAGGCUCGUUUUUUUGGCUACUUGAUUGCCGUUUUCGUUUUAUCUAUAAAGUUUAGAAAUUGUUCA